AUGCCCGUCGCACGCUGGUCUCUGCUAUCCAAAACGCCUUGGAUUGCUAGGUCGUCUCAUUCCGUAUCAGUAACAAAAUCGGGCGUCGUCGUUGUUUAUGGGGGUGAACUAAAGCCUCGCACGCCCGUUGACUCCUGCACCGAUGGACAAGAAGGGAUAGUCAAGGGAUCCGUGCAUCUGUUCGAUCUGAAGGAUCGCUCUUCUCAGAUCGCACAUCGAGGAUGGCGGACACUCAGUCCCGCUUCGAACGCUGCCAAGGAUGCUACGUCUGGUAUCCCAGAUGCCAGAGUUGGAGCGACGAUUGUCUGUGAUGGUCAAUCAUUAUACCUGUGGGGAGGGCGUGGAGGAGUAGACAUGGCUCCCCCCGACAAAGCGCAGGUCGGGAUCUGGCGCAGUGAGAUAAAGGAUGAUGAAACCUCUACAGUGAUUAACUGGCAGAGGAUACCUGCUGUGAACGAGGAACAAGCUCCAGAAUCACGCAGCUUUCAUACCGCAGUUACUUAUGCGGGAAAAAUCUACAUCCACGCAGGAUGUCCGACGACUGGGAGGCUUAGUGCAUUGGAUUCUUUCGAUAUCGCCACUCGCACCUGGAAAUCUCUUGCGCCAGCCCCAGAUCCUGUGCGCGGAGGCACUUCUCUUGCCAUGGCUUCGCCGAACCAAGGGGGGGUGGUUUUAGUCCGAUACGGGGGUUUCAGCGGCUAUGAACUGCCUUCCGAAGCGGGGAGCCUUGACGUCUAUUCCAUUGAAGAAGAUAAAUGGUUUACCGUGCAGCCCAAAGCAGAUUCCGAGCACGGCAGCCCCGGGUCCCGCUCUGUUCAUGGCUUUGCGCCAUUUCAAUCGACCUCGCCUUCAUUAGUAGACGCCGUCGCAUUACUCUUUCACGGAGAAAGGGACGCGAGUACCCUGGGGCAUGCCGGUGCCGGUACAUUCUGGCACGAUGUAUGGCUGCUCACGAAACAGAAAGCCGACGGUGUGACAGAUGGAUGGGCUUGGAAGAAGGCGGAAGUGACUGCUACAAAUGCAACUUCCGAAAGCAUUCUAAGCGUCCCGGAAGGCAGAGGAUGGCUUGGUUCAACAGCUUGGGUAGACGACAAAGGUAACUCGCGGAUUGUGAUGCACGGUGGAUUGCUGUCUUCAAACGAGAGAAGCGAUGAAUUAUGGGAGUUACAAGUGGAGUGA
Molecule: messenger RNA, 1179 nt
Organism: Sparassis crispa
Lineage: Eukaryota; Fungi; Basidiomycota; Agaricomycetes; Polyporales; Sparassidaceae
Exons: 3
Coding region: 1-1179 (392 amino acids)
Molecular function (GO): protein binding
Source: RefSeq, a predicted model, not a curated record